Phyllopteryx taeniolatus (common seadragon) is the source of this 1950-nucleotide messenger RNA. RefSeq names its product ELOVL fatty acid elongase 1b (gene elovl1b). Lineage: Eukaryota; Metazoa; Chordata; Actinopteri; Syngnathiformes; Syngnathidae. Gene Ontology annotation, biological process: fatty acid elongation, polyunsaturated fatty acid; very long-chain fatty acid biosynthetic process; sphingolipid biosynthetic process. Bases 514 to 1494 code for a protein of 326 amino acids. Gene Ontology annotation, cellular component: endoplasmic reticulum; endoplasmic reticulum membrane. The record is from RefSeq and is a predicted model, not a curated record. Gene Ontology annotation, molecular function: fatty acid elongase activity. The transcript has 9 exons.
ACGCUCUGACCCCACACAGCUCGCCUCUCUCGCUUUCCCGCAUGCGCUCUCCGGCCGUCGUUCCCAGCCUCUUUCCCUCCCUCUUCCGUUUCUGUGCUGGUUAUUCAUCCACCGGGGUGAGUCAGGGAGGGUGGAGAUUCGGAAGACGGCUGUACCAGUCGCGUUUGUCGGUUGAAUACCCCCCCCCAACCCCAUUGCCCCCUCCUCUUUCUCUGUGCCACACACUCUCUCAUUGCACUGCAGUUUCUACUCGCUCCACUCUUCUCUCCAUGAGAGAGGCUCCCAGAGGAUUCUCUCAACGCUGGCCCUAGUUACCGAAGCUGCAAAUUCAGCUUUUUUUUUUCUUUUUUUUUUCUUUUUUUUUUUUUCCGCCGACCAGCAAGGAUAUGGUGCUGCUCCUUCUGGUCUGUGCUUCUUGACUACUUGGGGGCAGUAUAAUACAGACAGCAAAACACAAAAUAGUUGGACAACUGGCUCAGUAAACUGCUAUAACUGGCUAACAAAGCAGCAGACAUGCUGCAGAAGAUUAAGGAGUUUGGCUCACAUGCCAUGGAUAUCUAUGGCUACCUCGUCGCAGGAAUUGAUCCUCGGCUGAAGGAUCACCUACUGAUGCAGAGUCCUAUUCCAAUGACUGUAAUUUUGCUGUGCUACCUGUUCUUCGUACUGUACCUGGGCCCUCGCGUCAUGGCCAAUCGCAAGCCCUUCCAGCUGAAGGAGGCCAUGAUAGUCUAUAACUUUGCGCUAGUGGUGCUUUCAAUAUACAUCGUCUAUGAGUUCUUUAUGUCUGGAUGGGCCACGACGUAUACUUGGCGAUGUGAUGCAAUCGAUGUUUCCGACAGCCCUGAAGCACUAAGAAUGGUCGAGGUGGCUUGGCUGUUUUGGUUCUCCAAAAUUAUUGAGCUCAUGGACACCAUCUUCUUCGUGUUGAGGAAAAAGAGCGGCCAGAUCACCUUCUUACACAUCUUCCACCACUCCUUCAUGCCCUGGACCUGGUGGUGGGGAGUUGGCUAUGCUCCCGGUGGAAUGGGAUCCUUCCACGCUAUGGUGAAUUCUUCCGUCCACGUGGUCAUGUACUUCUACUACUUCCUUGCUGCGGCCGGACCUCGCUUCCAGAAGUUCCUUUGGUGGAAGAAAUACAUGACGGCCAUUCAGCUUAUCCAGUUCGUCCUGGUAUCUCUUCACGUGACUCAGUAUUACUUCAUGGACAGCUGCGACUACCAGUUCCCCAUGAUCAUCCACAUGGUGUGGAUGUACGGCACCUUCUUCUUCGUGCUCUUCUCCAACUUCUGGGUGCAGGCGUACGUCAAGGGCAAGCGGCUGCCCAAGCAGGACAUCAAGCCGUGCCAGAACAGCGCCACACCCGCCGCCGUCCCCGCCCCCACCGUGUACGCAAACGGCAAGCACCGCGAGAACGGCGUCAAACACUGCACGAGCAACGGCACGGCGCAUCACGAAAACGGCAGCGCUCCCAUGGGCAAGAUGAAGAAGGCCUAGGGCGCAAAGACGGAACCUCCCAAAAAGUAUGACCUCGCGAACCCGUCACACCAACUACGGAUUCCAAAGAUGAUUUUGGCUGCGUUUCUUGUCGUGUUUUGUAUGUGAAACGUGAGAGGGAGGGGAAUAACGUGGUCCAUGACUUCCACAAAGGGGUGGAGGGGGAUUCCACAUUCGCUUGGUUCGUUUUUCUUGAGUUUAUGGGGAAAGCACCGUGUAUGAAGAGAUGUUCACUGACAUGCAAGUUGAGUAUCACACUGGUUGCCUUUCACUUAAGACACCUUUCCCCAUGUUCUCACGUCACCUCUUUGUGGACAGAUGACUGUAAAGAAGACUUGAAAAUACUUUUAUCUGUAAAUAGUUUUACAACAAAAUGACUAAUUGCAUUGGUACGGCAUUCUAUUUUCGAAAUAGUGUAUUGAAAAAUAAAAUGCCAAUAAACCAUGUUAUAAAUGA